This is a messenger RNA of Panicum virgatum (switchgrass), 1885 nucleotides long. RefSeq names its product transcription factor bHLH68-like. Gene Ontology annotation, molecular function: DNA-binding transcription factor activity, RNA polymerase II-specific; protein dimerization activity; RNA polymerase II cis-regulatory region sequence-specific DNA binding. Gene Ontology annotation, cellular component: nucleus. The transcript is spliced from 8 exons. Gene Ontology annotation, biological process: regulation of transcription by RNA polymerase II. The record is from RefSeq and is a predicted model, not a curated record. NCBI's taxonomy places the organism in Eukaryota, Viridiplantae, Streptophyta, Magnoliopsida, Poales, Poaceae. The coding region runs from base 237 to 1322 and encodes 361 amino acids.
UCCUCUCCAAUGCAAGCAGGUCCUAUCCCUUUUCCUUCUCUCCUGAUGAUGCUGUUUUCUGUCUCUAGAGACCCGGCCCCAUCUCUAGCUAGAAAGAGAAAGCAGCAGGAGGAGGACAAGCAAAGCUACCGGCCGGCCAGUCCCCUAAAGAUUGACCUGAGAUUGCAUAAUAAGAGAAUUUGUUGCAAGAUAUGGCUGCUGGAUCCUAGAGGUUCUGUUGUGUGCUCAAGCCAAACAUGAUGGGUGGAGGGGAAUUCAAGAGCUCUUUGCUGCAGCAGAUGAUGUGGAGUGGUGGUACAGACAGCAAGAAUAUGAUGAGUAGCUUGAUGCCUUGUGCCGAGGAGCAAGAAGCCUCCAACAAGAUGCCUCCCUUAUCUUCUUCUUCCAUGCUCCUCCCCCAGCACCUCCUUCAAAUCUCUUCUGAUCUGGCUCCUGACGAGGUGAACGCCAGUACUGCAACUUCUUUGGCAAGCAGCGAUCUGCAUGAUGGGCGGGAGAGCAACAUGCCGGAGUCAUGGAGCCAGCUGCUUCUUGGGGGAUUAGUUGGAGAUCACGAGAGAUACAGCGCUGCCACAGCUCUACGGUCAAAAGGAUUAGAGGGACCUCCUAAUAUGCCUCAGGCUGCAGCAGCUUACAAUCUCUAUGGCCAUGGUGGUGGUGAGGAGAUCCAGACAUCGGGGACCAAUAAAUCUCAGGUGAGCCAGAUGCUCUUGGCGUCCUCUCCUAGGUCAUGCAUCACCACAAGCCUCGGCAGCAACAUGCUAGACUUCUCAAACAGCACAGUGCAGGCACCGGAGGGCAACAGUACUGCAAGUGGUUCAGCUCCAAAGAAGGCUAGGGUUCAAACCUCUUCUUCAGCACAAUCUACUCUAAAGGUAAGAAAGGAGAGGCUUGGGGAUAGGAUAACAGCGCUUCACCAGAUAGUGUCCCCAUUUGGCAAGACUGACACUGCCUCCGUACUACAGGAGACUAUUAGCUACAUUAGCUUCCUCCUGAGUCAAAUUGAGGUUCUCAGCUUGCCCUACUUGGGAGGCCAUGGCAACGGGAACUCCAUGCAACAACACCACACCGUAGCUAGUUUGCUGAACCGUAGCACUAGCAAUGGUAUGGCAGAAGCUGAAGCCUCGACCGAGCAGCAGGAGGAGAUAAAUAAUAAUGGCGGCGGUGACGACGAGGAGGGCUCCACCAAGGAUUUGAGAGGCAGAGGGCUGUGCCUGGUGCCGGUGUCGUGCACGUCGCACCUCGCCGGCGACGACUCCGACUUCUGGGCGGUGGCCGCGGCGCCACCACCUCCGCCGCCGCUCGGCAUCGUCUGGCGGUAGAGAUGCAUGCAGCAUCGAUCAUCAUAUAUAUCCAUGCAUCUAGAUCUCCUGGUGAUUUAUACUAUUGAGGCCUGGUGAUUUUGGCAGUCCGGCCGGUUGCUACUUGCUAGCUUCAUCUCUAGCUACCUACCUACCAUGAUGAGUUGCUAUUAUAUUCACCAUGGAAUAUAUACGACAAUGGAGCUAGCUAGCGAGCACCUACCGGCUGGCUGUAUGUGUGUCAGUGUGUGUGUGUGUGUGUGUGUGUGUGUGUGUGUGUGUGUGUGUGUGUGUGUGUGUGUGUGUGUAGAUAUAUGUAUACAUAUGGUAUAUAUACAUUGAUGACGAUGGCGCUAGCAUAUAUCAUCAGGAGCCGUCAUUCUGUCGCAGCAGCAAGUACUUGUAGGAUGAUUGCUCUUGAUGCUAUCGUGCGCAUUCAUUUAUUAUAUACCUUUCAUUUUUGAGCGAGAGAGAUUUUAUAUACAUAUAUUAUGAUGUGUAUAUGUGUGGGCUGCUACACCACUGUCCCUGCGCUGUGUACCCUUUUGGUUUUGGAUAUAUAAUAUAAUAUGUACAAGAAUUAA